GGUUUUGUUCCUAUCGCAACGGAAUACAUUAUAGGAACUGCAGAAAAGUUGAAGAGACUCGAUCCGAUCAUCAAGACCAGUUUCUGUCAUAAUAAUGACAUCGAAAUUGCAAUCGCGUAUAGCAAGAAAAGCAGCAUCAAUUUUGGUUCGUAAGCCACGUACGUUCUGGUAAUAAAGACAGAUACCGUUGAGGUGAUCAUGUAAAACAGUGGGAGAUUGUGUCUGCAAAUGUGUUAACUCUUUCAACGUGUGUGUAGCAUAAGACCUAGCUUCGGGAAGACAUAUACGCUCUAUAUUUUUACCUGGCGAACCAGGGUUGUCACUAGUUUCCAAAUUAUUUCCCGAGAUUGUAGUUGGUGGCCCAGGUAGGUUGACGAGCGUGAACUGCAACGUCUGGAAUGGUGAGGUUUCUCUCAAUGUGAUUGCAGUAUCAAUCCUAGCUUCGUGAAAACAUAUACUCUCGAUUUUUUUACCUGGCGAACCGGGGUAGGCACUGGUUUCCUUUCCGGACAGCUCCAUUAUUACAGUCGCUACUUAAAAACGCUUCAGAACAUUUUACAAUCUUGUUGGCGCUGCGAUGCCAUCAAACAUUUCUCCACAUACGGACUGAGUUCGGUGUGGUACCGACUUACAAGCAAAAAAAAACAAAAAAAUCUUACAACAUCGGAGCGGAUAAAAUUACACAGGAUUCCAGCCAGUACAAUGAGCAGUUUAGCACCGUUUUUAUGUGAUUCGUCUUUACGCAAUUCAACAAGCGACAAUUUGGUCGACUUUUUCACAGAUGAAUGCGGGUUCGCAUGAAGAGCGCAUGCCACGCGACGACGCCGCCAAUCGGCAUCCAUGGCGACGAAUGGCACCAACUUUACAACAUACGAAGAAACAGUGUCCUUCGAUUAAACAAAAACAAUUGGCAGUGAGUUUUCCAUCGCCGUAUACCUAAUUACAAAAAAGGUCAAAAUAACGAGAUUAAAUGAUAUCGAGCGUACCGCAAUAGGCUGUUUAACACAGCACAAUCUUUGUUGAUACUGGCGAGGAAUAGUGAGAAUCCUCUAACAUGAACAACGUAACUGUUAUCUUCAACGUUUCGAAAAAUGAGCUUUUCAAGCUGCCAGAUAACUAUAAAACGUUGCACCGAAAACUGAAAGUUAACUAUCGUGUCGAAAGCAACAAAAAUGAUAUAACACCGGAAGUUUUAAAAGGAGCCACCGUUUUUGUGCUGGCUGGUCCACAAGAGAAAUUCACUGAGACGGAAUUUCAGUAUAUAAAGGACUACAUCGCCGAAGGAGGCCGUCUUUUGCUUCUGCUUGGAGAGGGGGGUGAAGUAAAUUUCAACACCAACGUCAAUUUUCUACUGGAAGAAUAUGGAAUGACAAUCAACAGCGAUUCCGUUGUGCGACCUCAAUACUACAAAUACUUUCAUCCGAAGGAAGCCCUGAUAAGCGGCGGGAUAGCCAGCGACACGAUGAAUAACAAUUUGCUUGAGUACAGCAAAAGUAUUCUAACCGCGUUCGACUUCAUGGAUGACAAGUACAAGGUGGAGUUCGUAUACCCAUUUGGGGCUACUAUGAAUGUCAUCCACCCGUCAAACAUACUACUGACGACGGGGCCCGUAGUCUACCCCUUCAACCGUCCUUUAGCUGGAUACUAUCAGAACGAUUCGGGUGGAAAGAUUAUAGCGAUCGGCUCUGGGCACAUGUUCCAAGAUAAAUACAUCGCAAAUGAGAUCAAUAUGGCUAUUUGGGACGGUAUUUUUAGUAUUAUACUUGAGAAUCAGUUUAGUUUGAAAUCGUCGGACUUCAACGACCUUGAGAUAAACGACUACGCAAUCAUUCCCGACACAAUCUAUAUGGCGGAACAGCCGAAGAUUUGUCUAAUGGAUUCGCUCGACUACGACAUUCCCGCCGACUUCAAGAAGCUUUUCGAUAUGGCCCUGCACUCGAUCAACAACGAUCUGCUGCGCGAUGUCAUCAAUACCUAUGCAAAAUUGGACGUGCAAUAUGAGCCGCUCAAGAUCAUCAAGCCGCAGUUUGAGAUCCCCUUACCGCCACUGCAGCUUGCGGUUUUCCAGCCAAUAUUUAGCGAUCUAGUUGCGCCACCGCUGGAGUUAUUCGAUCUCGAUGAAGCGUUCAGCUCCGAGAAAGCACAAAUCACCCAACUGACGAAUAAGUGUUUAUCUCCGGCUCUGGAAAACUACCGGAAGACAGGAAUGGACGAAAAGGAGCUAGGGUACUUUAUUCAAGAAUGCGGGCGCAUUUUGAAAGUUUGUCAAGACGAUCAGAGGAUGUCCGCUAAAGAGAUUCUGAAUUUGAUUAGUGUGAAAAUUGCUCAUUACAAAAGACUUGAUAAAGACUAAAAUGAUGGUCGUUGAUUGAUUUUAUUGUAACCUUUCGUUUUUUUAGUGAUCAGUGAUA
Molecule: messenger RNA, 2411 nt
Organism: Topomyia yanbarensis
Lineage: Eukaryota; Metazoa; Arthropoda; Insecta; Diptera; Culicidae
Gene: IFT52
Product: intraflagellar transport protein 52 homolog
Exons: 7
Coding region: 1055-2353 (432 amino acids)
Biological process (GO): cilium assembly; intraciliary transport
Cellular component (GO): cilium; centriole; intraciliary transport particle B
Source: RefSeq, a predicted model, not a curated record